UCGAAGUAUAGAAAUAAUGAAUCCUUAUCCACCAUGUGCGAACGGAUCAUGCACUGACCAUGCGUGCUGUACUCCAGGGUAUAAAUACAGGUGGCCUAACACCCUCGGUAUGGAUGGAGAAAAAGCCAAGAGAAUCAUUGAGAAAGACAAUCCGUUGGUGAUUGGUGUGAUUGUUCCUGAUGACAAUUAUGUAAUUGAGAAUUUUUGUUGCAAUCGAGUCUGGAUUUUCGUAAAUAAGCAAGGAAAAGUAAAACUUCCUGUGCCAAUGGUUGGCUAAAAGAUAUAGAAAGUGGAACUAUUUAUCAAUAAAAACUAAGACAA
Molecule: messenger RNA, 321 nt
Organism: Olea europaea var. sylvestris
Lineage: Eukaryota; Viridiplantae; Streptophyta; Magnoliopsida; Lamiales; Oleaceae
Product: inhibitor of trypsin and hageman factor-like
Exons: 2
Coding region: 17-277 (86 amino acids)
Biological process (GO): response to wounding
Molecular function (GO): serine-type endopeptidase inhibitor activity
Source: RefSeq, a predicted model, not a curated record